Gossypium raimondii (Peruvian cotton) is the source of this 2536-nucleotide messenger RNA. RefSeq names its product O-fucosyltransferase 19. The coding region runs from base 210 to 2111 and encodes 633 amino acids. Gene Ontology annotation, cellular component: cytoplasm. NCBI's taxonomy places the organism in Eukaryota, Viridiplantae, Streptophyta, Magnoliopsida, Malvales, Malvaceae. The transcript is spliced from 8 exons. The record is from RefSeq and is a predicted model, not a curated record.
AACAUGUCCACAUUCUCUGAUAGUCAAUUGUCGUGCUUUAUAAAGAGAGCGUAACAAAUUUCGGACCUUUGCUUUUGCCUUGCAUUGCGGGAACCCGCUCUCCUUCCUUCCAUUUAUUUCUUCCCUUCUUUUCUUUUUCUUUCCUUUUUCCUUUUCCUUUCCGGUCAACUGUUUUUCUUCGUCUUGUUUGGUGUUUAUCCGGCGAUACAAUGUCGUCGGGGGCUGCGAACAUCUCGGCAAACGGGAGCCCUAUGCAAGGUGGGCCCACCACUACAAGACGACGCGUGGCGGACUCUCCGAUAACAGCUGAGUCCGACAGCAAUAAUCCAUCUUCCAUUACGGAUGCAUCUAACGACGAAGAAUCCGACAACCCCAACGGUUACAUUCUUUCCGUCUCUUCUUCGGUUUGCGGGUCCCAUUGUUUGCAGCAGCACCACGUGAUGAGGCACCUGCAGCUUCGCAGGAAGCUUUUGUUCUCGUGGGUGCCCGAUAGGUGGUUCAUUUGGAUUGACAACCUGUGUCAUUGGACGGUUAACAUGGGUCAUAGUUUGAGAUCCGGCCGGAACAUGGGCCGUAAGAUCCUCGGGCUCCUCUUGUUCAUGGCGGUCGUUUCCGUUUUCAUCAAAGUCUCGCUUUUUAGUACCCACGUUGAUGUUAACGGUAAAUGGAAGAAAGAAAACGGACUGCUCAUCUUGCAGACGUUCAAAGAGGAUUGGGCCAUGGCGCAACGCGUUGUCAGCGAGACUGAACACUCCAUGCCCAAGCGCGUUCUUGAGAGGAUCUCCACCCCAGAAAUUUGGAUGAAACCAAACAGCGACAAUUAUCAUCAAUGUAUAUCCCGACCUAAGAAUCAAAUAAGGACAAGAUCGAAGUCUAAUGGCUAUAUUAUUGUUCAUGCCAAUGGUGGAUUGAAUCAGAUGAGGACAGGAAUAUGUGAUAUGGUCGCUGUUGCUAAGAUAAUGAAUGCCACCUUGGUUCUUCCUUCUCUUGACCAUGAGUCGUUUUGGACUGACCCAAGUGAUUUCAAGGAUAUUUUUGACUGGAGGCACUUUAUUAAUGUACUGAAAGAUGAUAUUGAUAUUGUUGAGUAUCUUCCCAUUAAGUACUCAACAAUAAAACCUCUGGUAAAGGCCCCUGUUUCCUGGUCUAAGGCUAACUACUACAGGAGGGAAGUGCUCCCUUUACUAAAGCGACACAAGGUGAUCAAGUUCACACAUACAGAUUCAAGGCUUGCUAAUAAUAACCUUCCAAGCUCCAUUCAAAGACUAAGGUGCCGAGCAAAUUACGAAGCUCUCCGGCAUGCGAAAGAGAUAGAGGAUCUCGGAAGGACUUUAGUUGAUAGACUGAAGAGCAAUAAUGAUCCAUAUAUUGCUUUACACUUGAGGUAUGAGAAAGAUAUGCUUGCAUUCACAGGCUGCAUCCAUAAUCUGACUGUAGAAGAGGGCAAUGAACUCACGGUUAUGAGAUACAAUGUUAGGCAUUGGAAGGAGAAAGAGAUAGAUAGCGAAGAACGGCGAAGGCAGGGGGGUUGUCCAAUGACCCCUAGAGAAGCAGCCGUGUUCCUCAAGGCAAUGGGUUACCCUUCUAGUACACCUAUCUACAUUGUUGCAGGAGAGAUUUAUGGCAGCAAUAGCAUGGCUGCCUUCCGUUCUGAGUUCCCAAAUGUCUACUCUCAUUCGACCUUGGCAACUGAAGAAGAGUUGGAGUUGUUCAAGCCAUAUCAAAACCGCCUUGCUGCGUUGGAUUAUAUUGUUGCACUUGAAAGUGAUGUGUUUGUUUAUACUCAUGAUGGGAAUAUGGCUAAAGCAGUACAGGGCCAUCGAAGGUUCGAAGGAUUUCGAAAGACCAUCAACCCUGACAGACAAAAUUUUGUGAAACUCAUCGAUCAGCUGGAUGAAGGUUUUAUAACGUGGGAAAUGUUUUCUUCAGAAGUAAAGAGUUUACACUCUGACAGGCUGGGAGCUCCUUACAUGAGACAGACAGGAGAGUCACCAAGAUUAGAGGAGAAUUUUUAUGCAAACCCCCUUCCUGGGUGCAUCUGUAAAACAAGUCAAGUGCAGAAAAUCAGCGGCCCGAAGUUCGACCAGACCUUGAGUUCAGUUCGAAGAUAGGAUUUUUGUUAGUGGGUUAAGUUGGUUGAAUUAUAUACACUGCUCUGUGCAGGAGGAAGGCUGAUAGGGGGGAUUCUUGAAUUAAGGUAAGUUGCUUUCCGCUGAUAGGGAGACAUGCAAGCCGCCACCUACAGAUGUCAGCUGAAUUAUAUGGUUCCGGUUUCAGUUUUGUUAGAAAGACCAAACCAGCAACUUAGGUAAAAAAACCACAGAGAAGAUGUGUUAUUCUAAGGCAAAUCAAGUUAGUUAUAUAAAACACACACGCAUAUAUAUAUAUGUCACAGUGGGAAAUCACAGCAUUGAUUUAUUCAUUAUUCUUUCAAUAAUUUGGUUGUAAAAAGGGAUGUUUGCCAAAUUAGCCUCUUACAAACUUGAAUGUAAUAUCUUAAAACAUAAUGGAAAUCGUUUCCUAAUUUUCCGCAGCA